Molecule: messenger RNA, 318 nt
Organism: Prunus armeniaca (apricot)
Lineage: Eukaryota; Viridiplantae; Streptophyta; Magnoliopsida; Rosales; Rosaceae
Source: the annotation of a GenBank genome assembly
AUGGAUGCCGUUACACGCUACCCACUCGGGCGCGCGAAUCAGGAAACGACACCUGCGAACGGUGGAGUGGAGCGUCGUUUGUACUGUCUCCGAGCCGCCUUUACUAAUGGACACGUAAGCGGGCGGUCGCUACACUCAGAGACUCAGAGAAAGGGAAAGAGAGAGAGAGAACAAAAGCUUGGAGCUGCUUCCUGCAUGCAGAGCCGAGGUGAAGAGAGGGAGAUAAGCAGAGAGAGAGACCGUGAGUUGCACAGAGAGAUAGAGAAGAGGAAGAGGCGGACAUUGAUGGUCGAAUCGAUAGAAUUGGUUGAGAAUUGA